Molecule: messenger RNA, 643 nt
Organism: Pisolithus orientalis
Lineage: Eukaryota; Fungi; Basidiomycota; Agaricomycetes; Boletales; Pisolithaceae
Exons: 2
Coding region: 189-527 (112 amino acids)
Source: RefSeq, a predicted model, not a curated record
CACCUCAAUUUGCUUCCGAUAUCAACUGUCGCGUGCCUUGUAAUUUCAUACGUAGUGCUGCCUUCGUUCCGCUUCGCUGGUUUCCCCCGAAGUAUGCAGUGAUCUCAUAAGUAAUUUCCAAAGGGAUAUAUAUAUCGCGUGCCACGGUCAGGCUCUCAACUUGUACUUGACACUUGGCAUCCAGCGCCAUGCAGCCUGGCGUCAAUCCUGACGAACCCCCGCCAGCGUACUCAGUUCGCAUCCCGGGGCCAUUGCCCUCUCGGCAUUCACCACAAGAAGGGAUGCCGGGACACUACCCCUACAGACACGUUGAUGAUCACUAUUCUCAAUUUGGACCAUCCCCCCUCGUGCAAUCCCAGCCGACGCUUGGGAUGGUGCCAUACCAUGAUCCCCAGUCGGCUUAUUCGCUGCAGGCUGCGAACUCUCGAGCAAGGAGGAGGUUUUGGGGUGCGGCAGCGUGGGCGGUUGGGAUAUUGUUGGUAUCCAGUGGGAUUUGGAUGCUGUCAAGUGAGUGGGUCGACGCAUGACCACAACCAAUUGCGCUCUUCCCAAAUGAUAAUAUGUGAUCUUGUACUUGCUAUGCCCCUGUAGUAUACACACACAAUAUUAUUGUCGUCGCGUCCGAGUCGGUGUCUCGGUCUGA